Messenger RNA from Odocoileus virginianus texanus, 6029 nucleotides. The record is from RefSeq and is a predicted model, not a curated record. Lineage: Eukaryota; Metazoa; Chordata; Mammalia; Artiodactyla; Cervidae.
AUGACAGGGCACCGAGAGGCAGGCCUGGCAUCCACAAAGGGCCAGUCAGAUCAGGAUGACAGGACUGCAAGUCAGAAGUCAGAAGACCUGGACUGGAGAUCCAGUUACAUGGCCAGUGAGCCUCUGGCCUUGGACACACCCUUCACCUCUCUAGACCUGGGCACGGCCAUGCACACCCACCCCCCAGAAGUUUUACAGUUACGACUCCAACAGAGAAGGACCCAAGAACAGCUGGCUAACCAAGGCAUCGUACCACCCCUGAAAAGCCCACCUGAAUUCCAUGAACAAAGAAAGCAUUUGGAUAGUGACAAGGCUGAAGACACCCUGAAGCGCAAGGCAAGAAGCAGGUCUGACCGUGCGGCCGUGGUGAAAAUGCACAUACUCCAAGCCUCCACUGCAGAGAGAUCAGUUCCGACUGCCCAGAUGAAGCUGAAAAGAGCCCGUCUCGCAGAUGACCUCAACGAAAAGAUUGCUCUCCGGCCGGGGCCGCUGGAGCUGGUGGAGAAGAACAUACUCCCUGUGGACUCCGCUGUGAAAGAGGCCAUUAAAGGGAACCAGGUGACUUUCUCCAAGUCGGCCGAUGCAUUUGCCUUUGAGGAGGACAGCAGCAGCGAUGGGCUUUCUCCGGAUCAGACUCGAGGGGAAGACCUCCAGGGCUCAGCAGGAUCCCCCCCAGACACAAAAGCUACGGAGACCCCUGUGGCAGGUCCUCGUGGGACAGUCCAGGAUCCAGAAAAUGAGAGGAGUGACUCAGCCCCACAACCCGGCAACCAGCCAGACCCGGGCAAGCAGGGGCUUGGCUCCCUGGGCAACCCCAUCCCUGUGCACACAGCCGUAAAGUCCAAGUCCUUGGGUGACAGCAAGAACCGCCACAAAAAGCCCAAGGACCCCAAGCCGAAGGUGAAGAAGCUCAAAUACCACCAGUACAUCCCCCCGGACCAGAAGGCCGAGAAGUCCCCUCCGCCCAUGGACUCCGCCUACGCCCGGCUGCUCCAGCAGCAGCAGCUCUUUCUGCAGCUGCAGAUCCUCAGCCAGCAGCAGCAGCACCGCUUCAGCUACCCCGGGCUGCGCGCAGCUCCACUCAAGGAACCAAAUGAGCAGAUGGCCAGAAAUCCAAACGCUGCUUCAGCACCGUUGAGCAGUACCCCUCUGUCUCCUGCCAAAAACAGCUUUUCUGGACAAACUGGUGUCUCUUCUCUCAAGCCAGGCCCACUCCCAUCCAACCUAGAUGAUCUGAAGGUCUCUGAGUUAAGACAACAGCUUCGAAUACGAGGUUUGCCCGUGUCCGGUACCAAGACAGCCCUCAUGGACCGACUCCGGCCCUUCCAGGACUGCUCUGGGAACCCUGUGCCCAACUUCGGUGACAUCACGACGGUCACCUUUCCGGUGACGCCCAGCAACGCGCUGCCCAGUUACCAGUCCUCCCCCUCCACCGGCGCCCUGUCCAACGGCUUCUACCACUUCGGCAGCACUAGCUCCAGCCCCCCGAUCUCGCCCGCCUCGUCUGACCUGUCGGUGGCGGGGUCCCUGCCGGACACCUUCAACGACGCCUCCCCAUCCUUCGGCCUGCAUCCCUCCCCGGUCCCCGCGUGCGCCGAGGAAACCCUCAUGGGCAGUCUGAACGGCGGCUCCAUGCUUCCGGAGCUGGACGGGCUAGACUCGGAGAAGGACAAGAUGCUGGUGGAGAAGCAGAAGGUGAUCAACGAGCUCACCUGGAAGCUCCAGCAGGAACAGAGGCAGGUGGAGGAGCUGAGGCUGCAGCUGCAGAAGCACAAGAGGAGCGGCUGUCCCGACAAGAAGCCGCCGCCCUUCCCGGCCGCCCCCAUCAAGCAGGAGGACGCCGCGUCCAGCUGUCCGUUCUCCUCCCGGCAAACGGCCGUGAAAAGACAGAGCACCGGCUCGGAGGGCCCGCCGCCGCCGCCUCGCGAAGACGCUCCGCUCCUGCCCCUGGGGAGCACUCACUGUGCAGAGCCCGCGGGUCAGACCAACGUACUGUCUUCCACAUUCCUCAGCCCGCAGUGCUCACCGCAGCAUUCGCCCCUCGGCGCUGUGAAAAGCCCGCAGCACAUCAGUUUGCCCCCGUCGCCGAACAACCAUUACUUCCUUCCCCCGUCAGCAGGCGCCCAGGGAGAAGAACACAGGGUCUCCUCACCUGCCGGCGGCCAGGUGUGCACUGCGCAGAACUCAGGGGCACACGAGGGCCACCCUCCAAGCUUCUCUCCCCAGCCUCCCAGCCUGCACCCCCCUUUCUCUGGAGCCGCGGCAGACAGCAGUCAUGGUGCCGGGGGCAAACCUUCUCCCAAAAGCCCAGGUGUGCAGCAAAAGAUGGUGGGUCUGCACUCUUCUGAUAAGGCAGGGCCAAAGUUUCCAAUUCCGUCCCCAACGUUUUCCAAGUCCACUUCCACAGUUUCAGAAAUAACUCAGCCGCCAUCCUACGAAGAUGCAGUGAAGCAGCAAAUGACCCGGAGCCAGCAGAUGGAUGAACUCCUGGAUGUCCUCAUUGAAAGUGGAGAAAUGCCCGCUGACGCCAGAGAGGAACAUUCAUGUCUUCACAGAGUCCCAAAGAUCCCCGGGUCUUCUCGAAGCCCCACUAGUGCCCUCCCCAAGUCCUCGGCAGCCUUUGAACUGGCGUCCGCAGGAGGCCAGCUCUCCUUUGAUCACUUUGGUGCUGACAGCGACGAGCACCUGGAAGUCUUAUUAAAUUCCCAGAGCCCCUUGGGGAAGGUGAGCGACACCGCCCUUCUGAAAAUCGGGAGUGAGGAGCCCCCUUUCGACGGGAUGAUGGAUGGAUUCUCAGGGAAGGCUGCGGAAGACCUCUUCAAUGCACACGAGAUCCUGCCGGGCCCCCUGUCCCCCAUGCAGACUCAGUUUUCACCCUCCUCUGUGGACAGCAGUGGGCUGCCCUUAAGCUUCACAGAAUCUCCUUGGGAAAGCAUGGAGUGGCUGGACCUCACGCCGCCCAGCUCCACCCCAAGCUUCAGCUCCCUAUCUACCGGGGGCCCCAGCAUCUUCAACAUUGAUUUCCUGGAUGUCACGGAUCUCAAUCUGAAUUCCCCCAUGGACCUCCACUUACAGCAGUGGUAAACGCCUGAUGAAGUGCUAAGGAAGGCCAAGAGGAAUCCCAUUGGGGAAAGCACAUGACCACAAAUAUUUACAUUCUCCCAAGGAAGGAGGAGCUAGAAGAGGGGGAGAGGAAGAAGAGGGAGGAGGAAGAAGGGGAGGAGGAGCUGGAGAGAAUGAAAAACAAGCAUGGAGACUUCUGUGACGACCAGAAAGAACAAACAGAAGCCUUUUUUUAAAUAGAUGGAUAGUGUAAUAUUUGCCAACAUUCAGUGACCGUUAUUGAUUUCAGCAAUGCUUUCAAAAUUAUGUUUUUUCAGAUCAAGAAUGCAAAAAAAAUUUUCUUCCAAUGCCUUUCAAACACUAACCUUUUUUUCUAGCUUGUAUUUUUUUUUUCAGGCACUGUUGGGGCAUAAUGUCACUUUGUAAGCUUUUCUCAUGAAUUUGUUACUCUUACCGUGGAAAGAAGUUGUAAGCUCUCUGGGGAACACACAGAAGCCAGUCCUUCAAAGGUGAUGGAAGUCGUACCCCUGAAGGCUGCUUCUCCUGUCUCCGUCACCCGCCUUUCAAAAUAGAGGUCAGGCCCAGUGUCAGGUUCUUAAGGCAGAACAGAGGCACAGGACCAAUCCAUUCCCAGGGAAGUGAAGUGAACUCAGUAUCCCUUGGCCACAAAGCCACCCCCUACAGUGACCCCAACCCUAUACCCAGGACUCCAUGUGGUCACUGAAAACAACCGACCUACCUUUGGCCCAAAGAACCCCACCUGAAAUUUCCCUUUCUUAACCAGUGGCCGGAUCACUGUCACUGUCUCCGUGGUGAUGUGUGUGCUCGGUCGCUCGGUUAGCUGUGUCCGACUCUUUGCGACGCCCUGGGUUGUAGCCCGCCAGACUCCUCCGUCCGUGGGAUUUCCCAGGCAAGAAUACUGGAGUGGGUUGCCAUGUCCUCCUCCGUGGGAUCUUCCCCACCCAGGGAUCGAAUUCGGGUCUCCUGCAUUGGCAGGUGGAUUCUUUACCACUGAGCCACCUGGGAAUCCCCGCCAUGGUGUUGAGCACUGUGAAACAGGAGAGAACCCUAAAGCAAGAAGAGAGACAAAACCUCCUGCCAUUCUCCAGCACAACCUCCUUUAGUGUCAAAGACUAGAGAUGACCAUGUGAGCAAAUCAAAAGCAUCUCUCUGGUCUCAAGAAACUGUUAUCAGGAAUAAGGCAGACAGCACGAAAGAACAUCAUUUCAUGUAUGAUGGGAAUAAACACAGUGGGUUACUAUUCAUAUAACAGGGUGAUUAUUUAUGGAAGUUCGGCUUCUCUUUUUUAUUUUCUUAUUGGAAGGAGGGGUUCACCUCCAUUAUCUUUCUCCCACUUUAUACUUUUCUUUCAAAUUCUCCAUCCUUUCUCUCCCCUCUUUUGAAGAUCUCCCUUUCUCUGCCUCAACAUUGGGAGAAGAGGAUUUCGUCCAUUUACCAGCUGUCCUACUGCUAAUAAAACCAUACGUUAAAAAGCUGAAAGUCAAGGUUCUCCUGGGUAACUCAUUCUCCAUCUGCAUAAUAACUUGCUGUAAAAGGAAGUCAAAAGAAAGAAAUCGAAGGAAAGAAAUCAAUGAUUCCAUCCACAGUCAUGAAGCUCCCCCUACCCCCAUUGGGUUGGCAGUCACUGAUUUGGGUUGCCCUGGGGAAAACCGGAACUCGUUAUGUUGUAAAGGUAAAUACAAAGUAUAGUUCCAAGGAAAGAGUAUUUUAGAUCUGCGUUUCUGAAAGAAAACACAAUUGCAUGUCGAAAAGGAUGGAAGGAAAAAAAGAUGAUGGUCUCCUGUGCAUUCCUCACCACUUCCCCUGCUUUUGCUGGGAGUUGAAAACUUAAAUUGCAGGAUCGUCUCUAAGGCUCACUGUGGUUCUAAUGCACAGAUUCAUAGUGUUGCAUGCUGUAGAAGGUAGCUCUCGCUGUUUUUAUUUUUUAUUUAAAUCACUAAGGCACUGUUUUCUUCUUUUGUAAAAAAAAAAAAUUGUUCACUGUGCACUUAUGGAGAAAAUAACCAAACAUGUUGUGAUUUUAGAAGUUCUCUUUUUGAAAAAAAAAAAAAGAUUUAGAAGUCAUUCCAUUGUUAACCUGUUAACAUGUGUGAACACAGAGUGUUUUUGGUGAUUGCUACUCUGAAAGCUGCCGCAUCUUACUGGGGGGGUGGGGAGGGGAGGAGGGGAAUAUCUAUAUUAUAUAUGUAUAUAUAUAUAUAUAUACACACACACAUAUGCAUGUGUGUAUAGAUAUAUACAUGUGUAUAUGUAUGUGUGUCUAUAGGUAUGUGUGGAUAUGUAUAUCCAUAUAUACACAUCCAUAUGUACAUAUACAUACACAUGUGUGUAUGUGUGUGUAUCUUCAAGGCAGUGCAACGGAGUUCUAUACCAAAAGCCUUUAAGCCUCCAUCUGCUGUGAAGUGGUCUUGGCCUUUCUCACUGCGCGUUCCCGAUUCAUCACCCAACUGCAAGUUGCUUCUACGUAUGACUCAUGGCUCUAACCCAGUGACGCACAGCCAGCUGCUUACGAUGAACAAGCCCGUCUCGACAGUGACUGUGAUGUGAAGAGACAGGGAGCAUUCACCUUUGGUCACUGGAAAGGUACUGCCUCCUCUCACAGAGAGCAGCGGUGGAAGGCGACCGUCGUUUUACAUUCCUUCAUCGGCCUUGUGCUUUAAAAGAGCCACACGGUACAUUUUCCACUUUGCUUUGAUGUCUGUCAUCAAAACCAAAGAUCCUGAGGGGAAAAUUGCCAUCUCUUCUUUGAUGAUGAAGCUAUGGGGAAGGAAACCUUCCUGACACAUUCCUCACCUUUGUGUGUUCCUCAGACGUUGACAUUUUGGGGGGGGAUCUUGACAAAGCUCGCUGGUCAGUCCGCUUCUCAUGUGCCAAGUUGUGUGAAUUUUUUUAUCUUAUUUUUAUUCCCCUUCCUUUGGAAAACAACCUCACAGCAAUCUCUGAGA